AUGGCUCUCGAGGCGGAGGAUAUGACCGUGGACCAUCUCAGGGAGGUGCUCGAUGGCAUGGUUUGCAGGAACUCCACCAGUCCUAUUACCUUGCCAGAGCAACCGCCUGGCUCUUUCAACCCGGUCAACUUCCCCUGUGCGGACUUGCUCCACACAGACAACGCGAGCGUGCACCUCUUCGAUGUCAUCUUCAACUACCGCAAGGAGAUUGACUUUACCGUGUUGGAGCGCGAGUACAAGCGAGCCAUUGAAAAUGAAGAUCUGGACCUUAUUUCUGCACCCUUCGGCUUGCAGAAGAAAGUGGGCAAGGAUGUAAAACUCCAGAUGGUCAUCCUGAAAGCAUUGGAUGGAUCUUAUACCAUUUGGAAGCACUUCAUCUUCCCCCAGAAAUGCAAGGCCCCUCUCUUCAUGAAGCUCGGCUUCGGAGUUGCCAAGCGCGCCAUCUGGAUGCAGGAGCCCAAGCUCGGCAGAAAGAUCGUGCAGUACUGCAUUGAGACCAUGGGUGGUCGGCAGUUCAAGUGCGCGGAGCUGUCGAGCAACGCCAUCGUGAAGUCCAAGACUGUUUCCUCACUCGAGGACAAGACAGAUGAGGAAGUGGAUGCGGGGUUCGAUUUCAUUUUGGCACAUGGCCCCAGGAGCUCAUCUGAAAUGCAGCGAGCCUUGGUUGACCGCGCUCUUCGGAACUUGGCUUCGGAUGGCGCUUUGGCCCGCAAGGAGUUUGAUUGGCCCAUCCCCUUGACGACCAAGUAUUACCAUUCCUGGCUCUUGGAGAUCAUGGAGGAGAUAUGGGACUUCGAUCUCUCAGCCUUCACCAUGCUGGGGGAGGCGGGCGCGGGAAAGAGCCCGUUGGGUAGGAGCGUCCUGAUGGCACAGGUGCGCCACAACAAGGCGCGCUUCAACUUGUCGGGUCAGCCUUGUAUCCGCUCUACGCCGGAGAUCGACUUUCUUCGUGGCGAACAGGGGUCCGUGCUCAUGGGCGAUUUCCUGGAUGACACAUCCUUGCACAUGCUCCCGAUGAAGUUGCUCAAGGCAUUCCUGGAUGUCGGGCUCUAUGAGAGCAUGUGUUGGGCUCGAUGGGGUGCGACAAAAUGGGUUCAAAACGAACCUCGUGCCGUCGCAGAUAACACCUAUGAUGAUGGUGUUUCCGAGGAGCCUGCGUAUGCCAACACCGUCAGCUUCGAGACUUUCUUCAAGCUCAUGCGCCCCAGCAUUGUGGAAAGUGCCACUCUCGCCCACAUGGAUGCUGUCUUCAAGAGAACUUGCAUCUUGCUCAAUACGAAGACUCACGUCUACUACAGGAAGGCGGGCAUCAACACCGAGGCAGUGCCGCGUGUGUGGGAGAUCAACGCGGAAUAUCUCACCGAGGAGGGCAAACGUCUAUAUGGUCUUCACAAGGGUGGAACCAAGGAGAUCACAGAUGACUUCGUCGAGGAGGUGAAGAAGGAGCAGCUGUGGGUGGAGGCGGUCAUGCACAAGCGCUUCGCAGAGAGGAGUCGCAGCAAGGAGGAUGAAGAGGAAGAUGCCAAGCGCAAUCGGAUUCGGGAGCAAGUUUUCGGAGGGAGGCCAGCGGCGGUUCCUUCGGUGACUCAGCAAAUGCAAGACAAGCAGAAGCGUGCCCUUGAGAAGUCUGCAGUGUCGGUCAAGAAGGAGAAGUUUGAGAUGGAGCAGGAGGGGGUCUUCAAGAAAGCUAAGACAUGGAGCUUGAAUAUGCAGUCUUCUGGCAGCGUGAUCGACGUGGACUCUUCCCCGCAGAAAGUCGUGUCACCUUCACCUGUUGCCCCAGACCACGCUCAGCCAAAGGAAGCAACCAUCUGCAGAGCAGCAAGCUCCUUGUUGUGCAGCCAAGAAUCCAUAGAGAUGGACCAAGCAGCUGAGGAGAUGGAUGAGGCCUGGCUUCAUCCUGCUGGCUGCGGUGCUUCGAACGAGACCUACUCGGAGGUGUGCCUUUGCAAUUCUCUUCACAGCCUUGGGUGCCCCAUUUCUUACGACAAGAAUGGCCCGUUCACUGCGGCUGAUGGAUGUGAGAUGUUGGCCCCCUUAGGUGCCACUUUGAAGUUAGUGUCUACAAACAGCAAGCUGCAGCCAGGCAAGUUUAUCGUGCUGGACACAACAAGAAGCCAUUUCUUCGCUGUCAUCAACGCGAACGGGAAGGUGCAGAAAGUCGACGAUGGCAUGCAUGCUCUCGGCGGAUGUCUUUGCGGAGUUCAUGAAGAGAAGACCUACGGCCCCAAUUUUGUCAAUGUCGAUGGAUGCAAACUGAACACCGCCAACCCGCAGGACAUUCAGAAGGUCUUGUUCGUGAACGUGAAGCGUGGCUUCAGCUUGGAGUACUUGCAGUACCACACCCAGCUUGAGUUCCGUGCAUUUGUUUCAUCCAGAGCCAUCCAGGAUGUGUACGAGAAUGUCUACGGCACCGUGGAUGAUACGGACUUCACUCGCUUCCGGAAGGCUCACGCAGAUGCAAUUAUGUACUGGGCGGCAUUGCAGGAGUUGUCUUCCCUUGGCAUCAACCAACCCAUUGAGAUCGGCAACGAACUCUCCGAGAUCUCUUUGGCUGCGUAUGACAAGCACCUGCGCUCCAAAGUCUUCCCCCCUCGAAACAAAGCUUCUGUCACAGAGCUAGUUGGCGAUGGACAUGCCAAAGUCCAUGUGAAGUGCUCUGAGGACUCACUGUUGAAGAUCUUGCCCAUGUACAAGAAGGUUAACUGCUUCGUGCUGGAUCGGAACUGCGCCUUCAUGCCGCAAGCCCUGGAGGUGAAAGAAUUCAAGCAGGUGAAGUAUUGGACCAUCGACUGCUUCCAUGCCACUGGGCACAAGAAGACAUGCAAGCGCAACCCUCUGCAUGUGCCGCGGUUGGCCAAGCGGUUGAAGCACGUGAACACGUCUGCGGCAGAGCAAGUGUUCUUGUGGUUUCGGAACUACGCACUUGUGCUGAACGAAUCCUCUCCUCUCCGGCACGCCUUCAAGGUGCUCUACUACUGCAAGAUGCAUAACCAAGCGAUCCGCAACAAGAAGGCCAUGUACAUCAACCAGCACGGCCAGCAGGAGCGCAAGCGUGUGGCCAAGCCCUAUCAGUGCUCCUCCGUCUACAAGAAACCGUGCCGCUUCACGAACCUGGACUGGAUCCUGAAUGGUGCAGAGCUGGAGGAGGAGCUGAAGAUCGGCAAGGUGGAGCUGAUCAACGACUUUGUGGCGCAGGGCUACGGCAUGUUGACCUUGGGAGAUGAUGAGGUGACCCCCCUCAACGACGUGGCGCCCAUGGACAAUGGGAACAUCGCCUGCGUGGGCGCGGGCACAGGCCUGGGGCAGUGCUUCCUGGUGGCCGACAACACCUCCGGGGACUACAAGUGCUUCCCCAGCGAAGGCCAGCACGGGGAGUUCGGCCCUCGGGGCGCCGGCUCGGACGAGCUGAAGCUGGAGUUGCUCAAGUACCUCAAGAUCAAGUUCUCCAACGCUGGGAACCGGAUCUCCACGGAGCGAGUGGUGUCAGGCACCGGCAUUUGCAACAUUUACGAGUUUCUCGCCUACAAGCACCCGCACGACGUGGAUGAGGAGGUGCAUAGGCUGCACAAUGAGAAGCCCAAGGAUGCGGGCAUCAUUGCCAUGAAUGCGAUCAAGGGCUCGCUUUGCGAGAAGACCCUCAAGAUCUUCGCGGAUGCCUACGGGGCCCAGUGCGCCACCUUCGCCCUCUACGUCCAGCCCUUCGGAGGCAUUUACAUCACCGGGGGCGUCACCAAGAAGAUUCGGGAUUGGCUCUUGGAGGAAGGCUCCUUCAUGAAGGCCUACUACGACAAAGGGCGCCUCACGCCGGUGCUGCUCCGAGUGCCUCUCUUCAUCGUGAACAGCGACGACAUGGGUCAGCGGGGCGCACACUUCCGGGCCGUGAACCUGCUGAAGCAGGAACUGGAGAAGCAAGCCAAGCGCCUCUUCGACACACUGGACGUGGACAAGAACGGGAUUCUGAACCUUGCGGAGUUGGAGGGACUCUUCGAAAUGGCCGGCAACAAGGUGGGCCACCACAGGCAGGAGUUGGCGCGGGAACUGAUGGAGCACUUGGAUGUGGACAAAGAUGGCAGAGUCACCUUUGGCGACUUCCUGAAGGGCUACAACCAUCUGCCCACCAAGCUCGUCUCGGAGUCGCCCUUCUUGCACGAGCCAGACCACCAGGCCGCGCCCAUGGGCCGCGAAGACUUGGUGUCGCCCCCGGACCGGGGCAACGACGUGGACUCCCAGCUGGCGCUCGCCGAGGAGUUGCGGAAGUUCCAGAGCCGCGAGCGCCGGGAAGCCAUCGAUCCCUUCAAGGAUGCCAACGCGCCCUUGUUCCAGACAAGGCUCUUCAAGCGUCUUCCUGACGCGGAUGCCGGCAGACAGGAGUCCUGGUUGACGCGCAUGUACUGGGUCAGCAACGCAGGCGGCAUUUGCUACCACAGCGUGACGGAGAACAAAGCGCUGCAGUACGUGAGCAACGAGACCGUGGCGGAGAUGAGCUUCUGGACUGUGCCCGAUGAAGAGAGCUCAUGCAUGAAGCACCGCUUCGUGAUCCAGCCCCCGCCGAUAGAUGGCCGGCCCGCGCAGCCCACGGAGUUUGCAGCCCCCACGGCCGACCUGCUCCAGGCCUGGCUCAUCGAGCUGCAGGCGGUGAAGCAGAAGGCACAGGAGCGACGCGCGGCCUAA
Molecule: messenger RNA, 4674 nt
Organism: Effrenium voratum
Lineage: Eukaryota; Dinophyceae; Suessiales; Symbiodiniaceae
Source: the annotation of a GenBank genome assembly